AUGGUUUUCCUUGUUUCAUUCUAUUGUUUGCAUUCUUUUUUUUUCCUUCUGUUUCCUUCUUUGUCUUUUAUUGAUUUUAUUCCACCUCUUUCUAUCGUUUUUUAUUCGUUCUUUUUAUUGUUUUCUUUCUUCGUUUUUUAUAGUUUUCAUUACUUUUUUGUUAUUGUUUGCAUUCCUUCUUUUUCUACUAUUUUCGUUCUUUCUUUCUUUAUUGUUGUCAUUCCUUCCUUCUUUGCUGCUAUCAUUCGUUUUUUUUUUUUUGUAGUUUUAUUCCUCAUCUUCUACGGUUUUCAUUUAUCUUUUUUUUUUAUUGUUUUCAUUCCUUUUUUUCUAUUGUUUUUAUCCCGUCUUUUUCAUUCUACUCAUUCAUUAUUUCUUUUUAUCGUUUCAUUUCUUCAUUAUCUACGAAUGUCAUUUCUUCUCUUUUAUUCUUUUCAUUCCUUCUUUCUAAUCUUUUAUUCUUUCGAUUUUAUUAACAACUAG
Acanthosepion pharaonis is the source of this 483-nucleotide messenger RNA. Lineage: Eukaryota; Metazoa; Mollusca; Cephalopoda; Sepiida; Sepiidae. The record is from the annotation of a GenBank genome assembly.